Molecule: messenger RNA, 552 nt
Organism: Diversispora eburnea
Lineage: Eukaryota; Fungi; Glomeromycota; Glomeromycetes; Diversisporales; Diversisporaceae
Source: the annotation of a GenBank genome assembly
AUGAUAUCCAAAAAGGCUGGCGGUGAUACACCUAAAGAAUCCACCGCCGCCGCCUCCUCUUCCACCUCCAAAUCUAAAAGUAGUAGUAAAGAUACUAAAUCAAAAGGAGGAGUUACUACAAAAACAAAAGAGAAGAGUAAAGCUUUGGCCAGUAAAAAAGCAGUAAUGAGAGCAGCACCAGGAAAAGUUAAAAAGAAGAUUCGUACCACUACCACUUUUCGUCGUCCCAAAACUUUACAUACACCUCGUAAGCCAAGAUACUUUCGUAGAUCAAUUAAUCGUACACCUCGAUUGGAUCAAUAUAAAAUUUUAAAACAUCCUUUAAAUACCGAAUCGGCCAUGAAAAAAAUCGAGGAUACGAAUACACUCGUUUUCAUCGUUGACACUCAAGCUAAUAAACGUCAAGUUAAGGAUGCAGUAAAGAAAUUGUAUGAUGUUGAUGCAUCAAAAGUUAAUACACUUAUAAGACCUAAUGGAACCAAAAAAGCCUACGUUCGCCUUACUGCUGAUGUAGAUGCUUUGGAUAUUGCCAAUAAGAUUGGAUUCAUUUAA